AUGAGGAAGCUUUCUGGAAAGGGUCGGCUGCGCACAUGUGUGCUCAGGCCUGCCAAGCUCUUUGGUCCGGGCGAGCCCUCCUCGCUCCGCCGCAUCAUGGGUCUGGUUCGGACCGGUUUCCUGUGGUUCAGGUUGGGAGACCAGCUGUCGCGCUCUGAUUGGUUGUUUGUUGAUAACCUGGUGCAUGCGCAGUGUCUGGCAUUUGGUGGCCUUAUUCCAGACGGUUCCAGCAGCGGUGCUUGCAGAGGGGGUGGCAGUGGUGGGGUGGGGGAUGGAAAUGGGACGGGAGAAGGGGAUAGGAGUUGUGAGGAUGGAAGCUGCAAGUCUGCCGGGCAGGCUUACUUCAUAACUGAUGUCAACUCCCCGCUCAACCCAAGAAGCCGAAUUUCUGCUCAGAAAGUCAACUGCACGUUCAGUGAACACGCCUGGAUGGGUUCUAUCAUCCAGCUUGCGCUUCUGGUGUGCUUGGGUUUUCUCUCGAGUUUUGCGACUUCGUCACCAGCUGAUCACUCCAACUAUGUCCAGCCGAUUUACAAGCUUCCAGGCCCAGAAUUCUCGAGUCGUCUAGGAUCCACACGCCGCUCCCUUAUUAUCAAGGCUUCGCCUAAUCGCGGCACGCCAUGUGGUACGAAGCUGACCUGGUGGAACCAGACGGAUUACACCGGCGCGAAAUGGGUGACUUACGCGCCCAGCCCAACAGUUGGGUGCAUCAAUAUCCCCUCGCAAUACCUCCCAUCCACUGUGUUUGGAUCCCUCAAACUUGAGUGGUACGCACCGACGGACGCCAUGAAACGCGACAUGUACUUCGUCACAUGCAAGGAGGUGCACUUCUGGCCAACGAGGAACUGCGAGAUUGGUAACACAGACUACCUCACAUAUCCUACUGACCACAGCCCGCCUUCGCCAACCAAGCGCCCGAAAUUCCCCAGAGCCCCGUCUCGGGCGCAUUCCAUCAGCUGCAUCUACAGCCAGGACCUGAACAAGCUGUACUCGUGUCCACCUAACAGCACACUGGAUGGCACGUGGGCUGGCGCCAAGUGCUGGUGCAAUGCAGGAUUCGUGGAGAAGGGCGGCAAGUGCGUUGACGUUUGCACGCCUCUUAACUGCGGACCCUAUGCCAACUGCUACAUUAAGAACGGAGCUGGGGUGUGUAACUGCACUGAUGGUUACCGCCGCGUGGGAGGAAAGUGCGAGGCUAUUGGCCAUUCUGAUUUCCUUGAUCCCCACAAUGCUGCACGUUCUGCUCUGAAGUUACCCGCUCUCAAAUGGAACGAUUCGUUGGCAGAGAAAGCCCAGGCAUGGGUUGCACACUUGGGAAAGCUUGACAAUAAGUGCAGGACAAUGAAUCGCUCUUCUGCACUUUCCAGCUAUGGUCAAAACUUGUUGAGCACCUUUGGAAUUGGGCAGUGGGCUCCCAACGAGGUGGUGAACGUGUGGCUGGAUGAGAAGAAGUUUUACACGUACUCUCCUUUACCGAGUGGAUGCAAAACGGGACACUUCUGCUCCCACUACGUUCAAAUUGUUGCCAGGAAGACAACGGAUGUUGGCUGCAGUUCGUAUACGUGUGGAAAAUCAGGCUCCAUGCUGUGGGCUUGUUUCUAUUGGCCCAAGGAGUCAGCAGAUAGCGUCCUCCCCGCGACCACCGAGCUCUCUGCUCCUCCGCCUGACAUUUCCCCCGGCGCUGCGAACAAGAAGAAGCGUCGGCUCAAGGUGAAACUUCCGGCAAUCAAGGACGUGCCAUGGAAGAAGUUGUUCUUAAAUGCGAUGGAAUGGAUCACCAACCCUAUCAACGCCGCGUCCUUCUUCUGGUGUGUCCUCGCGACGUUCGCCUUCGUCAUAGUCGUCAUGUGCGAGCUCGGCUUGAUGAAGAGUUACAUUCAUGAGGAGGAGACGCUGGAAGAAGUGAAGGAGGUUUCCACUCAGAUCCUGAACGCUCUCUUCGUGCUUAUGUGUCUCAUCUGGCAUCCGGUCUUCAUGCGCGACGUGCUGCUGCUCAUCCGGUGGAAACCCAAGGAUAAGUGGGAGAUUCGCGCCGAGUACUGCAAGGACGGGAAGCGGAAACCCAACGAUCGCACGCACAUGGCGAUCGUCGUUUUCUGGCUGCAGCUGACGUGCUGGGCGACGUACGCCUUCGCAGCGGUCUUCCUGAUCUACCCUAUGGGCGAGCGACCCAUGAGCCUGAUUCUCAUUACCACCGUCGUUUCCUUCGCGGCACCCGCGUUCGCCUUUCUCCAUCUGCUCCUGAGCCCCCUGAGCAAGGACUAUGACAUUGUACGGGUUGGAGAGGGCGACGGGGCCAAGGUGCAGAUGUUUCAAAGGAGUGCAACGUUCAUGGUGUCUCACACCAAGGUGGAGGACGCGCAAUGGGCUGGGUCGGUAAUCCCUGGGUGCUGCGACGACUCGCGCGUCGCGUGCCUGACCUGCUUCUUCCCCUGCUGCAUGUUUGGGUACAACAUGGAGAGGCUUGGGUUUGGCCAUCGGGUCGUCCACACGAUGAUGUUCAUUAUCAUGCUCCUCGGGCCUCUGUGUAUUUUCGAGCUCUGCGCGGUUGCCGUUAAAGGGGAGGUGUCCAAAGACGUAAUCUUUUACUUAGGCCUUGCAAUUGCCUUCACCGGGCUUGCUUACGGUGGUGCAUGGCGAGUGAAGAUCAGGGAGACUUACAAUCUCCCCGGAACCCGCUGGUGGUGCGGGAGCAAGCGCCUGACAGAUAUUUGCACCUGGAUGUGGUGCUGCUGGUGUGCACUGUGCCAGGAGGUGCGGACCACUGAUCAGUAUCAGGUGGCUGAGAACUCGUUUUAUAGACGAGCAGGGGAUAUUGAGAGUGGGUCUGGCGCGCCAGCACCUUCUGGGGCGCUGGAAACUGUUCCUGAUGCCGAGGAGGAAGUGGAGGAAGACGAGGACGAGGAUGAUGAAUUGGAUGCUCCUGCCAAAUUAGGUAUUCAAAUGGGGGUUGACUAUUACGACUUAUUAGAAGUCCAAAAAUCCGCAAGUGAUGACGACUUGAAGAAAGCGUAUCGGAAGCUUGCUAUGAAAUGGCACCCGGACAAGAAUCCGGACAACAAGAAAGCAGCGGAGGCUAAAUUCAAGCAAAUCUCGGAGGCGUACGAGGUAUUAAGUGAUCCCGAGAAGCGUCAAGUCUACGACCAAUACGGCGAGGAGGGUUUGAAAGGGCAGGCUGCGCCAGGAGGGGGUUCGUACAGCAGCCAUGGGGGUCACUCCCAUGGCAACUUCCGUUUCAACCCACGAAGCGCUGAGGACAUAUUCGCGGAGGUAUUCGGCGGACACAGUCCGUUUGGAGGGGCUUACGGACCCGGAUUUGGAGGGAUGGGUGGCAUGGGUGGUAUGCCAAGCGGCCGCUUCAGUCGCAUGGGGAGCGCCAACGGUAUGGGGGAAUCGAUGCAGUACCAGGAUAUGUUCGACCAUGGCAUAUACGGCUCUCAGGCGUCAUCAGCUUCUGCUGGUCCCAGAAAAGCCGCACCUGUGGAAAACAAGCUUCCAUGUACGCUAGAGGAGCUGUAUUCUGGAUCUUGCAGGAAAAUGAAGAUCUCACGCAACAUCAUAGAUGCAAACGGACGACCAAAAACGGUGGACGAGAUAUUGACAAUCAAUGUGAAGCCUGGCUGGAAGAAGGGAACAAAGGUCACGUUUGAAGAAAAGGGUAAUGAGCAGCCUGGAAUGAUUCCUGCAGACAUUACCUUUGUGAUUGACGAAAAGCCUCAUGACAGGUUCACGCGGGACGGGAACGACCUUGUUUACACGUGCAAAGUCCCCCUUGUGGAUGCACUCACUGGCUACGCGGUUAACAUCACAUCACUUGAUGGCCGGAAGCUUUCCUUCCAAGUGAAUGACAUUAUCAAGCCAGGUGCAGUAUCCGUCCCGGUUGACAGCAGACCAGAAGACAGCGAUCAGACAGGCUUUUGGGAAGAGCUGACCAUGUAUGGUUAUCAAAAUACACAUCCCCCCAUCCUUUUGGCAAUGCCCCUAUACCGUAUCCAGUCCGAGACAUUCUGGAGUAGCUUGGGAAUCUCGUCGUGA
Messenger RNA from Closterium sp. Yama58-4, 4035 nucleotides. The record is from the annotation of a GenBank genome assembly. Lineage: Eukaryota; Viridiplantae; Streptophyta; Zygnematophyceae; Desmidiales; Closteriaceae.